Messenger RNA from Candida tropicalis MYA-3404, 1737 nucleotides. Its product is annotated as protein-lysine N-methyltransferase. Lineage: Eukaryota; Fungi; Ascomycota; Pichiomycetes; Serinales; Debaryomycetaceae. The record is from RefSeq and is a predicted model, not a curated record. The coding region runs from base 1 to 1737 and encodes 578 amino acids. Gene Ontology annotation, molecular function: protein-lysine N-methyltransferase activity; protein binding. The transcript has a single exon. Gene Ontology annotation, biological process: peptidyl-lysine monomethylation; peptidyl-lysine dimethylation. Gene Ontology annotation, cellular component: nucleus.
AUGGGUAAAUUAGAAAAAAUCAACAGUUUGGUAAAAUGGGCUGAACUGAAUGGAGCAGAAUUAUCCCCCGAUGUGCAAUUCAAAGAAAUAACGACAAAUAACAUUGGGGCAAUCUAUGACGGCAAAAUUGCUCCAAGUGAUAAUGGAUAUCCAAUUAGUAUUCCAUUUAAAUUGAUAAUAACCACUCAAAAUGCCAUUACUGAGUUUGGUAAAUACUUAAAAUCUACUGAAGAUAAGAAUUCCAAUGCCAUAUUGAAAUUUUAUUUAUGUCAUGAAAGAAUUAAUGCAGAUUCGUUCUACCAUCCAUAUUUGAAAUUGUUGCCAAGUUUAGCAGCUAUUGAUUCUCCUUAUACUUGGUCAGCUCAAGAUAAAACAUACUUGAAGGGAACCAAUCUUGGAAAUUCUUUAAAGGAAAAUUUGGGUAGUCUAGUUGAAGAAUGGUGGGAAGUUAUAAAUCUACUUAAGGAUGAAGUUUCCAAACCUGAACAACAUUUCAUUAAUAUGAAGUUUUACUAUGAUUUUAAAUUCUACACUGAUGAUGAUUUAGACAAAUACUUGAAUGAAGAAGACAUUAACAAUUGGACAAGCUUUCCAAACUAUUUAUGGGCUUCAUUGAUACUUAAAAGUAGAUCAUUUCCAGCUUAUUUAAUUGAUAAAUCAUGUAACAAAAAUGAUGCUAUGCUUUUACCAGUUGUUGAUUUGUUAAAUCAUAAUCCACAAGCAAAAGUCAAUUGGGAUGUAUCUGAUGGAUUUUUCCGUUUCAAAUCUGAAUCGAUUCAACCUGGUAAAGAGAUUUUCAAUAACUAUGGAUUAAAAGGCAAUGAAGAAUUAUUAUUAGCUUAUGGUUUUUGUAUUGAAGGAAACCCCCGUGAUUCAGUUGCGUUGAAAAUCAAAAUGCCAGAAGAGAAAUUGAAAGAGAUUGAAGAGCAAGGUAUAAAAUUACCGACUAUUGACGAUUAUACCAAUGCUGUCGUGGCCGGGGAAACCACUGAAUCAAAUACAAACUAUAAUGAUGGUGUUUUGUUUUUCAUUAAUAAUGAUAAUAUUCCUGAUAGUCUCAUUAAAACAUUCCAAUACUUAGUACAAAAUUCAUGGGAAAAAGGAAUCACUUUACGUAUGCAAUUGGCCGGAUUGAACCAUUUGCGUCUUGCUUUAGAAACAAAGAAAAACAUGUUGCAAUUUGAUAUCCCGCAAGAUUCAACUAAACACAAGUAUAUCAAAUGGUACAUCGAUUCACAAAGUAAGAUAUUUUCAUCAGCUAUUAAACAAAUCAAGAAACUAGAAAAGGAAAUUUUAAGUAAUGAAAAAUCAAAAUUGAUUACAUUGAAAAAUGUUUACAAGAAGGAUUCAAAGUUUCUGCAGUCUUUACUUUUCUUGGGAUUCCCAGAUUAUGAAUCAAUCUUACAAUCUGAAUUCCAAGAUCAAUGCUGGAUACUAUGGUUAAUGCGUUGUUACAACCGUGAUCAAUAUUCCAGUGAUGAAUUUUUACCACAAUGGAUUCACGACUUGUUUGUGCGUCUCAGAAAGGAAACCGAUAUUACUGCACAAGAAGUUCUCAACUAUAAACCGAUUUACGAAGGAUUAUUCCCUGGAUUACCUGAUCAAUUACCCGAAAUAUAUGGUAAAGGUCAAUGGACAUUGAGUGAAUUUAUUGUUGCUGCAAAAUUGUUAGAUUUAAUCAGUUUUGUUAGGGGUAAAGAACAAGAAUGUAUAUUGGUAGAUCAAGUUUACCAAUGA